GAAGGAACUGAAAUGCCAUCGAAGUUCUUUUAGACUAAAUUUCGAUUUUCUAUUCCUAGUUCAGUUCCUAUAUUGAUUACUCAGUCUUCUCUGUUACUAAGUUAUUAGUGAUUUUGAAAACUUUCUCCAAUCUUGUUGUUAUAAACAAGAGGGAGCUCAUAUCUUAUAGUCCCUGAACUUCUUAUGGCAGGUUUGGGAAGGUGAACAGGACGGUACUAAACAAUAUUAAAGAAGGAAAACAAGUGAAUAUUUAGUUCGUUCGACUGUAUAUUGUAUACCAAACAUAACCUUAAUGUUUUUCCAGCUUGAAUCCCCAUCACUGCCUCCAAAUAUUUUUGUUUUUAGUGAAAAACAUUAUAAUGUUUCAGCAAGAAACUUUUCAAAAACAAGUGAACUCGCAUGGUUUUAUUCCCCUGUGCUGCUGUUUUCUGCUUGUAUUUCUUUAAAUGGACUGUUUUAUUGUAGGAUGUUAUAUUUGAAGCUUGUUAUUGAUUCAAUUUAAAGUGAGUAAGCAUAAUUCCAUACUCGAUCUCAAAGAUACAUAUAGAAUUAUGCGGAAAGCCAUAUUUGAUGGAAGUCGUAUGUACGGAUAUUUGUCAAGAUAAUAGAAGUAUAAAGGAAAGUUUAUUGCCAAAAAGUUGGCACUGUAGAGUAUUCUUCUCGAUUGUUAUAUCUGUUGGUUGGCUUUGUUCUGUUCUUUCAUUUAUGCACAAGGUUUUCAUUCAUGCUGUCCAGUGUUGCUUCAUUUGCCCUAUAGCUUCAGUUGUUGCAUUUAGUUUUAGUUUAUUUUUCUCCUGUAAUUGCAGAUGGGGCGGAAAAGAAAUACUAAGAUGCCCCCGAAGAAGGAAAAAUCCGAAUCUUCUUCAUUGGGCAAUUUUAGUUUAGAUGCUAGGAAUCUAAGAAAUCAUGAACUAGGUGCGGUUGUAUUUGGUUGCAAGCAUCACACGAUGGAUGAAUGCCUAAGUAAGAAGUUGUUUGGUUUACCAGCUCGACAUUUCUCUUAUGUGAAGAAUGUCAGCACUGGCUUACCGCUUUUUCUCUUCAACUAUAGUGAUCGGACACUCCACGGUAUCUUUGAGGCUGCAGGCCCUGGACGGAUGAAUAUCGAUCCAUACGCAUGGAUUGCGAAUGAGGGAACUGAAAGAACUGCCUAUCCUGCGCAGGUGCGAGUCAGUGUCCGAAAAAGGUGCCAGCCUCUGUUUGAAGACAAAUUUGGACCUGUAAUUGGUCAAAAUUACUAUGAAAGGCGGCUCUUCUGGUUUGAGUUAGACAAAGGACAGACACGGAAAUUGAUCGAGCUGUUCUCCUCUUCACCAAUGCCUCAAAAUAUUCCUCGUUCGCCAACCACUCGUAUCUGCCAUGCAUUGCCCUCCAGCGUUGUAGCCAAGCCAGCUGACAGAAUCGAGAAUCCAGUCUUAGAAGACGUAAUUGGUGGAAAUUUGUGUUGUGUUUCGCAUGAUCAAGUUUCAAGACUGUCUGAUGCAAUCUGGAAAGAGAACACCAACAAGAAGUGGAGCGAUUUAUUCAAAUCCUGAUCAGCUUCUGGCUUCUGAUCAGCUGCUGUAUAUUGCUGAUCUAUAUACUUACGUUUUGGAUGUAUUCCUUUUUGGCUAACCUUGCAGAUGCUGCAGUAUGGUGUCCAAGGGUAGUAAAUAUAAUAACUGUGUGCGCUUUUGUGAAACUCUAGUACUUCCUGUUGAGUAGAGCCUCGACAAGGGAUCAUCUAAUUAGCUCGAUACUGAUAUCUUCUACUCUUUUCCUUGUGCAUUUGUAA
Olea europaea var. sylvestris is the source of this 1774-nucleotide messenger RNA. RefSeq names its product B2 protein-like. The transcript has 3 exons. The coding region runs from base 807 to 1535 and encodes 242 amino acids. Lineage: Eukaryota; Viridiplantae; Streptophyta; Magnoliopsida; Lamiales; Oleaceae. Gene Ontology annotation, biological process: response to endoplasmic reticulum stress. The record is from RefSeq and is a predicted model, not a curated record.